UUUUCUCAUUUUCUUCAUUUAAAACAAGAGAAAAUGUCGGCAACAGGCACAAACGCGUACAUCGUGACCAAUCUAUUGGAAAAGAUGAAUAACCAAGACAGAGACUUUCGUUAUAUGGCCCUAAACGACCUAAUGAACGAACUUCAAAAAGAUUCUUUUAUCUUGGAAUCCUCCAUCGAGAGCAAAGUUGUCAAAGGUGUUCUUCAGCUUCUAAAUGAUAAAAAUAGUGAAGUUCAAAAUUUGGCUGUCAAAUGUUUGGGCCCUUUAGUAAAGCAAAUCAGAGAAGAACAAUUGUUUGAACUGAUUGACCGUCUUGACGAAUAUACAACACAAACUGGCAGUGAGGAAUUGCGCGGGAUUGCAAGCGUGAGUUUGAAAACAGUUAUUGCCGAAAUCAACCAACAUCAAGGAGGUAGAGUCUGUGCUCGUAUAAUUCCAAAGCUGCUGCGUAAUAUUCAAAGUGAAAACACUACUUAUGAAAUGGAAAUGGAUACACUCGAUAUUAUAGCAGAGAUGUUGACUCGAUUUGGCACACAGAUAUCCUUAGAAAACCAAGCAGAGGUUCAAAAUGCUCUUUUGUUUUCACUCAACCAUCAGCGUCCUGCUAUUAGGAAGAGAGCUACAGUUGCUAUAGGUUACCUUGUUAUCCAUACAAAUGAUUCUCUGUUUCAACAACUGGUCACUUAUCUUUUGGAAGGUUUACAGUCUAAUACUCAAGCAGGUGACAAGCAGAGAACAUUUGUUCAAUGUACAGGAGUUUUAAGCCGUUACAGCGCAGUGCGUCUUGGAAAGCAAUUGAAUGAAUUUGUUCCCAUCAUCAUCGCAUGUACAAAAAAAUCUGACGACGAUGAUGAAUUACGUGAAAUUUGCCUGCAAGCUCUCGAAUCCUUUGUUUACAGAUGUCCUACUGAAGUAUCUCCCUUUGUCAAUGAGAUAAUUCAGCUUGCUUUAGAAUACAUCAAGUACGAUCCCAAUUUUGCUGGCGGUGACGAUGAUGAGGAUGAAUUUGAGGCUGAAGACGAGAACAUGGAUGCGGAUGAGGAUGACGAAUUCGACGAUAUAGCAGAUUAUUCGGACGAUGACGAUGAUAUGUCUUGGAAGGUUCGCAGAUCUUCUUCAAAGCUUUUAUGUGCUAUCAUUGAGACGAGGUUGGACAUGUUGCAACAGAUGUAUGAACUUGUUGCACCUGUAUUGAUCAGCAGAUUUAAAGAAAGAGAAGAUACUGUUCGAAUUGAUGUGCUUCAAACAUUCAUCGCAUUACUUCGCCAAACAAAUGCUUCCGAAAAGAGCGGAGAAGGACAUGAGACAGCUAACAAGGCAGGCUCUCUUAACCUUGAUGGCAUAAGUCUUUUACCACCCAAGUGUGCAGGUAACGAUGCUACUGAGACGGAUGAGAUAAAGAAAGCACUUAGCUCUCAUGUGCCAAGGUUAUGUCGUGCACUGGCUAAACAAGCUGAAUCCAAGUCUACCGAAACUCGUCAAGUAUGCUUCCAGUUACUUCGAGAACUUGUCGUUGUUCUUCAUGGUGGCCUUGAAACUCAAAUGGAACUUUUCAUUCCCAUCGUUUCAAGCUCUCUUUCUAGCACUUUAACAGAUCAGCACCAAAUGGCUUCAUCCUCCAAUAUUAAGAUCGAGGCUCUAUCUUUCCUGGGUGUAUUUUUCCGUAAACAUGCACCUGAAGCAAUUCAUCUUUAUUGUAGCAAGCUUUUCUCUUUGAUUAUGCAAUCUUUUGCUGACAAGUACUACAAGAUUACGUCAGAAGCCUUUUUGGUUUGUAUGGAAUUCAUUAAAGUUGUUCGACCAAUCUAUUAUAUCUCUGAGAGCAAACAGUACGAUAUUCGCGAUAUUGAUCAAGACCAUGUUCCUUUUAUCAAGCAAAUCUAUGCUACUGUUCUGCAAGUAUUAGGUACUAGUGAUGCUGAUCAAGAGGUUAAGGAAAAGUCAAUCGUGUGCCUUGGUGUGCUUUUGGUACAAGUGGGCGAUAUUCUUCAGUCAGAACAGCAAGAGGCUUUCAAUGUGCUUUUAGAAAGAUUAAGAAACGAAGUAACUCGUUUGAUCAGCAUAAGAACACUUGCUGUUAUUGCACAAAGCCCUAUCGUAGCUGGUGAUGAGUUCCAGAAAUGCGUCGUUACAGCAGUAGAUGAAGUUACACUUCUUUUAAGAAAGAACAACCGUAGCUUACGUAUUGCCAGUUUGGAAUGUCUGUGUGUUUUGAUCAGCAGACAUGGAGAAUAUGUGCAAGAAAAGAGCUUAAGAAACUUAUUGAAUGAAGUUCGACCCUUAGUAUCCGAUACUGAUCUUCACCUUCUUCCUCUCGCUUUAAGGACUGUAGAAGCCAUUCUUGCCAAGCAUCCAGAAUCUAUCAACAGCGUUAAAGCAUAUAUUUUACCCACUUUAUUCCAAUUGAUUCAAUCACCACUGCUUCAAGGCUCAUCACUUAAUAGCUUAUUGAACCUUCUCGCUGCGUUGGCUAAGGCCAGCCCUUCAGAUUAUCAAUACUUUGUCAAGGGCCUUGUCGAUCCUCUUUUGGCUGCGAAGAAGUCUAAUGUACAAGCUGGUAGUGCCUCUGCUGUAACAAACAAGCAAGCUGCCUCAACAGUCGCUCAAUGUGUUGCUGUACUGGCCGCAAAUACAAGCGAAAGUAACCGUAAUGAAACGAUUACGAACUUCCAAUCGUAUAUUCUUGAUCCUUCAGCAAAUGAGUCUGUCAAGUAUCUCAGCUUGUUAACCUUGGGUGAACUUGGGCGCAGAAUAAAUUUGAGUGAAUUUAAUAAUAUCGACCAACAAGUGAUUGAUCUGUUUGGUGCUCAAUCAGAAGAAGUCAAAUUUGCUGCUGCAUUUGCCUUGGGAAACAUCUGCGUUGGUAAUAUUCCCAAGUAUUUGCCAAUGAUUAUUGGCCAAAUCAAGGACCAGCCAAAGAAACGCUACUUGUUGCUUCAUGCAUUAAAGGAGAUUAUUGCACGAUACAGUGAGACUAGUAUCUCCUUGAAAGACGACGCUGAUCAAAUCUGGGCUCUUUUGCUUGAAAAUAGUCAAGCCGAGCAAGAGGAAGGCACACGUACUGUCGUUGCCGAAUGUCUUGGUAAGCUCGCUUUAUCUGAGCCCUCUAAGUUUUUGCCCCAGUUAGAAGAAAACAUGUCUUCGUCCUCUGUUCAACUUAGAGCAGCUGUCACUACUGCUGUCAAGUAUGCUGUUGUUGAUCCUUCCGUAGAAUACAUCCAGUAUUUGAAACCCAUCAUUUCAAUGUUUUUGCAGUUAUUGGAGGAUACAGAUCUUAACGUUCGUCGCUUAACGCUACUUACUAUAAACUCUGCUGCUCUUCGCAAGCCUUACUUGAUCAGGGAUGUGCUUCCUAACCUUAUUCCACUAUUGUUUCAAGAAACUGUUGUGAGAGAGGAGCUUAUUCAUACGGUAGAGAUGGGUCCAUUCAAGCACAAGGUGGAUGAUGGCUUAGAAAUCAGAAAGGCUGCUUAUGAGUGUCUUUAUACGCUGCUAAGCAACAGUCUGGAUAAAAUUGAUACUCACAGUUUCCUUGAGCGUGUUACUGCUGGUUUAACUGAUCAACACGAUGUCAGAAUGUUGGCAUACUUGAUGCUUAUUCGAUUAAGCAAGGUUGCGCCAACUACUGUUAUCCAAAAAUUGGACGACCUUGUUGACCCACUGAAGGUAACUCUUGAUUUCAAGAUGAGAAGCAACGCUGUGAAACAAGAAGUUGAAAAGAACCAAGAGUUGAUACGCGCAGACCUUCGCUGUAUUUAUGCUCUGUCUCCCCUCUGUGACGGAAAUGUUUCUCCUCGGUUCUAUCAGUUUAUUAAUGAAGUAAAGACUGGGCCUCUUGCAACUGAAUUCAGAUCAAUUGCAGAUGAAGCUGAGAGUCGAGAAUACCGAGUAAGCGAUUAUAUGGACCUUUCAUAAAUUGAAUAAAAAAGAUUUGGGAGAAUUGAUCAUGUAUAUUUCAGAUGAAA
Rhizopus microsporus ATCC 52813 is the source of this 3965-nucleotide messenger RNA. Its product is annotated as TIP120-domain-containing protein. The coding region runs from base 34 to 3915 and encodes 1293 amino acids. The transcript is spliced from 18 exons. The record is from RefSeq and is a predicted model, not a curated record. Gene Ontology annotation, cellular component: nucleus. NCBI's taxonomy places the organism in Eukaryota, Fungi, Mucoromycota, Mucoromycetes, Mucorales, Rhizopodaceae. Gene Ontology annotation, biological process: SCF complex assembly; protein ubiquitination.